This is a messenger RNA of Grammomys surdaster, 2086 nucleotides long. RefSeq names its product nuclear autoantigen Sp-100-like. Gene Ontology annotation, cellular component: nucleus. The transcript has 5 exons. Gene Ontology annotation, molecular function: DNA-binding transcription factor activity, RNA polymerase II-specific. The record is from RefSeq and is a predicted model, not a curated record. Gene Ontology annotation, biological process: regulation of transcription by RNA polymerase II. NCBI's taxonomy places the organism in Eukaryota, Metazoa, Chordata, Mammalia, Rodentia, Muridae. The coding region runs from base 366 to 833 and encodes 155 amino acids.
GAGGUAGAUGGUUGCUGAUUGAAAAAAAAAACCUAUGUAUUUUAUUUAAUGUGUAUGAAUGUUUCUACUUGCAUGUCUCUACACUGGGUGCCUGCCUGUUACCCACAGAGGUCAGAAGAAGGGGUCAGAGCCCCUGCAGCUGGAGUUAUGGACGAUUGGGAGCCCUCAUGCUGGUGUUAGGAACUGAACCUGGGCCCUCUACAGAAGCGUCAAGUGAUUUUAACCACUGAGCCAUCGCUUCAGCUGCUCAAGUCAGAAAUGAGCUGCUGGGGCUGAGACACUUUCUGUUCCGUCACAGGGAAAGUAGAUUGUGUUAAGGAGUCUUUAACAGAGAGCUUAGGCGGGCUCGGAACUGUGGGUCAACGAUGAACAGCAUCGGAGAAGGGACAUUUGGUGAUAGCCAAGAGUCUGAAAUCGCUGAAGGAAGACACCCAGACUCAGACAGUAUGCAAAAACAAAGAGCAUUUAUUCUGCAGACACAACCAACAUGUGGGGGUCAACUAUUCUCUAAAAUGGAAACCCCAGACAAAGACCAUUCUGUGGAGGGAGGAGAUAUCUGUCUUCUGCUCCUCUACCCCUCUCCCUUUCACACGCCUGAGCCACCCUCAAGCUGCGUGCUAAGAUGUGACAGAGAGACAAACCUAUGUACCCAUGAAAACUGGACGCAGCCCUGUUUUGUGAAACAAGAGAACCCACAGGAGUCAGAAACACUGCAGAACCAAGCCAAUGAAGUCAUUGUGAUUAGCAGUGAGAGCUCAGAGAGCAGUGAUGAGGACAAGGAGGACCAAAACCUGGGCACCGGGACUCAAGAGGCAGAUGGACAAAGAGGCUGAGGACUCUGUCCCCCAGGCUCCAAAACACAGAGCCUUCCUCAGGAUCUCACACCUCCUGUGUCUGGACUAAUCGCUCUUGGAGGACAUCGAGGAGUCCAGAGGCUCAGUCUCUGCACCUUACGUUUUCUGACACUUGGGAAGAUGUGGAGAGUGUAACAAGGUCCCAGAUCUUAGCACAGCUGACUCUAUGCUGGAAGAGUCAUUCAGGCUCUAAGACUCAGUACCACCUGCCAAAAUGAAAAUAAACCCAAUCCACCAUGAUUCUGGGAAGGUCUCUAAAUACACUUGCUUUUUGGCUUCUGUAGUUCUGCUUCUGGCUAACUGUUCUUAUUAACUGGAGUAUGUGAACCCCAGUUUUUGUGCUUAAAAUCUCAUCCUGAGAAAGACUUGGGGCUACCCUGGGAUCCUGAACAUCCAUUCCUUGGCUGGCUAAGAAAGACUUUCAGUCAGCUUAAAUCCAUGUCCCAGCAGCCUUCUCUGGUGGAUAGUCUCUCUGACCUACAACAGAGAGGUCAGAAAAUAUUCUCCAACUUUGUUAAUAUACUGAUGGCAGAGUAAAAUGAAAAUGGUUUAUUUACAAGUUUUGUUUUAUUUUUCUCUUUCACAUAACCAUGCCUAUCUGAAGCAUAAAAAAUAUUUGGCCUUUAUCCCUAUUUCUUUGCAUAGAGCUCUCAGUGUUCAGUAUAUAUAUAUAAUUUUAUUAUUUAAUAUUAUAUAUAUUAUAUAGCUGUGAAUAUAUAAAAGGAUGAGACAGCAGGCCAGCCUGGGCUACAAAGUGAUAUCACUGGGAGUCUCUGUCUGGAUCAGGUGUUUCCAGGUAUGUUGUUCAAAGACUUAAAGAAGCAUAAACAAAUAGUACAGUAUAAAGAAACAAAGCAGAAAGUAUAGAAUAGAUAUACACUAAGAAAGUAUUGGACCCUGAGCACGAAUCUCUUCUACAGCAUCUAACCACUGCCCAGGGCAUUCUCGUGUGGGUCAAGGAGAAGCUGGCUGUAGCCAAUCAUGGUUGCUGGAAGCUACAGGUCAGCAUAAUCAGUUAGUAUGUUAAGACAAGUGUGUAUCUUGAUGUAGGUGAGAGUCCCUGGUUGAUGAGUGAGUUGUUGGGAAAGGGCUGUACGAAUGUAUCUCAAUGCAAGUGGAGUCCCUAGGUUGCUAACCGAUCCUAUGCCUACCUCAGUGAGACCCUGUCUCAAAACAACACAAACCAAACAAAAACAAUAAAAUAAAAGAAAGAGUUUUCUUUGAAAAUCAGA